AAUUUUUGUUUACACAAUGUAUAUAUAUAUAUAUUUGUAUGAUCCUUUUUUAAUAAAGUGUAUGGACGUUGCAUCUACAGAGGGCGCUCGCUCCAAUCGACUAUUGUCAAACUCUUGACUUGCCUUGUUUGUUUUCAAGGCUUAAUGGUUGAUGCUAAGGAAUAGUUAAACUGGUUGAGAGUAUUGCAAACGGUAGAAUUAAAAAAAAAUCGGGAAUCAUACUCAAUGUCCAUCUAAAAAGGCAAACUGAGAUCGACAUUUUCGAGGCGAACUCUCGACUAAAAAGUAACAUACGGGUUAUCAUCGUAGAACUUGACCGUUAGCCACUAUAGCGUGAGCAGGUUAGUGCUAGCUAACUUGAUAAACGUUUUAUUUUUAUUUUAUUGGACGUUUCUGGUUAAUUACAAUGAGACAUGCAUACAAGCUAAGUUAGCAUAAUAUACUAAGAAUAUACAUCACCAUAAUCGUCAAUGUUUUCGCCUCGGAAUGUUGUUCACCACCAGUGCUAACUAGCAUGUUAGCAAUGGUAUGUUGCAGGUAGUUAAUUAGCCGGGGUUUGAAUGGUGACUGACGCCUAGUUAUAAGGCCCUAAAACGGCCAGUAGAAAUUUGUAAAUAAUAUUUUAACAUUACUGUAUGCGCCAUUUUUUUAGGUUGCUACAGUGGUUGAGUUGUAUUGGAACUCAUUAGCUAACGUUAGCUACGCUAGUGGGGGCGCUUUGGGAGUUAAGCCAGAAUGCCAGAUACACAACGACCAUGUCGGAAAAAUUUAUAUAACGCACAGCCCUUCUAGACAUCAAAUUGGUCACCUCUAGCAAUUGUGACUUUUCUAUGUAAACUGACAGCUGCAUUAUUGCAUUAAGUUAAUGCAGUUUUGCACCAUCCUACAGUUGGAGUUGUUGGUGCCAGUGCGGUUAAGUUGCGUACAUAGAUCCACGUUUCAACUGGAUUGAGAUAGUGACUUGCUAUCAGUCGUCUUGCCAGACAUACAAUGUCAGAAAACCAGGGCAACGUGAACAAUAACGUUCCGCUAAAUAACAAUGGCGGGGCGAACAGAAUGCGAAACCCUAAUAUCAACCAGAACCCACUCAUCAAUGUUCGAGACAGACUUUUCCAUGCCCUAUUCUUCAAGAUGGCAGUUACCUAUGCCAGAUUGUUUCCACCAUCUUUCAGAAGAAUCUUCGAGUUCUUUGUCCUAUUGAAGGCCCUGUUUGUGCUCUUCAUCCUGGCCUACAUCCACAUUGCCUUCUCCCGCUCGCCCAUCAACUGCCUGGAGCACGUGCGGGAGAAGUGGCCGCGUGACGGCAUCCUGCGCGUGGAGAUCCAGCGCAACUCGUCGCGUGCGCCCAUCUUCCUGCAGUUCUACGACACGGAUGGCUUCCAGGGCCUGGUCAAGGAACCAGCGGGGGAGGGAGAGGGAGGGCUGGGCCUGGCCGCGCUGCACCACGAGGAGGACGACGAUGAGGAGGAGAUGACCCUGGAGAUGUUUGACAACAGCUCUGUGCAGUUUGAGCUAGACAUCGAGCCGCGGCUGAAGCCCUCGCUGAGCGGCAUCGGCCUUGGGGGAGGGGGCCUCAACGACAGCCAGGACCUCUCCUUCAGCCAGUCGCCCACUAAAGGUAUGCAGCCGCUGAGGGAGACAGUCUCCGAGAUUGAGAUGCUAACACGAGCAGUGUGGCCUCAGGAGGAGUACAUAGUUGAGUACUCUCUGGAGUACGGCUUCCUCCGCUUGUCCCAGACCACCCGGCAACGCCUCAACAUCCCCGUCAUGGUCGUCACGCUGGACCCAAUGAAGGACCAGUGCUUUGGGGACGGCUUCAGCCGCUUCCUCCUGGAUGAGUUCCUGGGCUACGAUGACAUCCUGAUGUCCAGCGUCAAGGCCCUGGCCGAGAACGAGGAGAAUAAAGGCUUCCUCAGGAAUGUGGUGUCAGGGGAACACUACCGAUUUGUCAGCAUGUGGAUGGCCCGCACCUCCUAUCUGGCUGCCUUUGUCAUCAUGGUAAUAUUCACCCUGUCGGUGUCUAUGCUGCUGCGCUACUCCCACCACCAGAUCUUCGUCUUCAUCGUGGAUCUGCUGCAGAUGUUGGAAAUGAACAUGACCAUCGCCUUCCCAGCAGCCCCUCUGCUCACCGUCAUCCUGGCUCUCGUGGGCAUGGAGGCCAUCAUGUCGGAGUUCUUCAACGACACCACCACCGCCUUCUACAUCAUCCUCAUCGUGUGGCUGGCCGACCAGUACGACGCCAUCUGCUGCCACACCAACACCAGCAAACGUCAUUGGCUGAGGUUCUUCUAUCUGUAUCACUUUGCGUUCUACGCCUACCACUACCGCUUCAACGGCCAGUACAGCAGCCUGGCUCUGGUCACCUCCUGGCUCUUCAUACAACACUCCAUGAUCUACUUCUUCCACCACUACGAGCUACCGGCCAUCCUGCAGCAGAUCCGCAUCCAGGAGAUGCUGCUGCAGAACCAGCAGGCGGGCCAGGGGGGAAACCAGACGGCCUUGCAGGACAACCUUAACAACAACACCACCGCAGCAGCUGCAGCUGGAGGAGCGGCUCCAGCCCGGGGGGGGGCAGCCAAUGGCCAGGUCCAACUGCCAGACGAGCCCCAGGCGGCUUCAGCGGCCCAGGCCCAAGGUACAGCGACCCAGGCUUUCCAGUCUAACAGCAUGGCCAGCAGCACUACGUUAGAAGGGGCCCGGGAAGAGUUGACGAUGACGACGGAGCUGGACUGGAUGGCGGAGACGGCGGCCAUCAUCACGGAGGCCCUGUCCUCCUCCUUGGCUCCCCAGCUGGAGAGCACGGAAGGGGGGUUGCUGGGGGAGGCCGAAGAGGUGGGGGGGGUCAUGGUUUCUGAGGCGGGCCUCAGCGUGGUGGCGGAGAUUCGAAUGGGGGGUGGGGGUGGAGGAGGAGAGGGUACAGAUGGCCUCAUUCCCAGUUUGGUUCCAGUGGAAAUCAAAACCGUAGGGGCCUGCAGCAGCAGUGCAGCUGGCUUAGGCCCACCUCUUCCUCCCUCUCCUCCAAUAGGAGGACAUCAGGAAGCAGAGACUAGCUUCUCUAGUGUCAGUCCCUUCCUCCUUCCUCCUUCUCCUCCACACACAGACUGCAGUAGUGCAGGGGCUGGGGAGCCAGAGAGCCCUGGGCAAAGCCCCACAGACUGGGAGCCCAAGACAGAGGAACCCCCCCAGCCCCACUCCGUCCUGAGCCCCCCUACUCCAACUCACGUAUGCUCCCACACGCAGAGGCAACAUGUCUUCUCCCCCCCUCAAUUCCUCUUCCAACGCCGCAAGAUUGCCGCCGUGGCUAUAUUACUGUAAUCUCAUUCUUACGACACCAAGGAGAAGCGGGGGAUGGAAAGCUAAGAAAAGGCGCCCCCUCCACUCUCCUCUAGAAUCUCUGCUACAAUAAUGUUUUGUUUUGCUUUUAGUUUCCCCAUCCUUAGUGGGACAGUGACUUUUUCCAUCCGUCGCAGAGUUUUUGCUCAAAUUAUGUGUGAUACACCAACUUUGCUGCAAAGUUGUGGAAUCGUUCAGGAAAGGCUACCAUGACAUUUUGCCAUGUGAUAUUUGUGUUUGUUUAUGAUUGAAAGUUGAUUUGUAAAAUAGAGAGGCGGCAAUCCUAUUGCGUUGAUGUACAAUUCCUUAAAGGAUGUUUCUUUUGGUUAGGUGUCUCGACGGGCUUUGGAAAUGGCAGUGUGCUCUAUGCGUUUUCUUUUUGAGAGCACAGUGGACUACCAGUCAUCACAAGGCUGUAACACAUACUCGUAUCCUAGUCAUUCAUUCCAUCUGGUCCUCGAACCCAGAAAAAGAAAAAUACAACCCUGUGUUUCUGA
Messenger RNA from Oncorhynchus gorbuscha (pink salmon), 3830 nucleotides. It is a transcript of the gene tmem259, whose product is annotated as transmembrane protein 259. Gene Ontology annotation, biological process: response to endoplasmic reticulum stress; positive regulation of ERAD pathway. The transcript has 11 exons. The coding region runs from base 991 to 3315 and encodes 774 amino acids. The record is from RefSeq and is a predicted model, not a curated record. NCBI's taxonomy places the organism in Eukaryota, Metazoa, Chordata, Actinopteri, Salmoniformes, Salmonidae. Gene Ontology annotation, cellular component: endoplasmic reticulum.